AUGACAGACAAUUAUCUUCAUCAAUCAACAGAUAAAAUUGAAUCUAUCACAGUUAAAAUGUUUCAACCAAAUAUGGAUUCGAUACCUUCAUUUUCACUUCCACCUGACUAUUCAAUUGAAUUAUAUAAACCAAAUUUUAAUGAUGAUGAAAAAUGGGCAGAAAUUAUUUCAGCUGCAGGUGAAUUUCGAACUGUUCAACAAAAUCAUGAAUUAUUUACAAAGACAUUUUUAAAUCAUAAAAAUAGUCAUUUAUUAUUUGAACGACUUUAUUUUUUAGUUAAUCCUAAAGGAAGAUAUAUUGGCACGGCAAUGGCUUGGUUAGAUAAACUUGAUGGCAACGAAUAA
This is a messenger RNA of Rotaria sp. Silwood1, 345 nucleotides long. The record is from the annotation of a GenBank genome assembly. NCBI's taxonomy places the organism in Eukaryota, Metazoa, Rotifera, Eurotatoria, Philodinida, Philodinidae.